Molecule: messenger RNA, 5302 nt
Organism: Spea bombifrons (plains spadefoot toad)
Lineage: Eukaryota; Metazoa; Chordata; Amphibia; Anura; Pelobatidae
Gene: EPB41L1
Product: erythrocyte membrane protein band 4.1 like 1
Exons: 26
Coding region: 367-4299 (1310 amino acids)
Biological process (GO): cortical actin cytoskeleton organization
Cellular component (GO): plasma membrane; cytoskeleton
Molecular function (GO): actin binding; structural molecule activity
Source: RefSeq, a predicted model, not a curated record
CUCUCUCUCUCUCUCUCUUUUCUGUUCCUGCCUUCUUGUUUUCCUGCUCAGCCCAGCCUCUUCUGCAAGCAUUACCUUUGCGCCGUGUCUCUUUCUCUACUGCAUUAAAGCCCCUUGUCCAUUUUUAUUCUAAGCAAAGGGGGUAAGACUAUAUAGGAGACAUUGGCUGCAACUACCCUCCUCCGCUUCGGUCCCUCCCCCCCAUUUGCCCCUUACAGUUGCUCAUCUUGCAGUUCUUUGCCAGUGGAGGGUGCGCUGAAGGAUCUCUAUGGCUCGUUGAGGGGUAACCCCACCUCUGAAGCGCUCUUUCUGGAGACAGCCCCCAAGUUCAGUCCUGUGGAGUGCGGGAGCUACUGACAAGCCACAAUGACGACCGAGAUGGGAUCAGAAACUGAGCUCACGCCUGGUCCAGAGGGGCCCUCCCAGGAUGGAGUAUCCAAUCCAGCUCUCCACCCGCAAGAUACCGCUAACAGCCCUGCAAAUAAUGUGGAAAGACCGGCCAGCGAGAAUGCAAGGCGACCCGUAGAGGCUGAAGAGAGAAUGGACGGAGCACAGGACAGAACAACACCCACUCAUGCACAGAGAUCACCCCAAAAAACUCCCAGGAAACCUAAGAGUGCCCUUUGCAAAGUGACCCUGCUGGAUUCCUCAUUCUACGAGUGCGAGGUGGAGAAGCACGCCCGGGGGCAAGUGCUGUUUGAUACUGUGUGUGGACACCUCAACCUGCUGGAGAAGGAUUAUUUUGGUCUGACGUUCUGUGACUCUGACAGUCAAAAGAACUGGCUGGAUCCCUCCAAGGAAAUAAAAAAACAAAUCAGAAGUGGUCCCUGGACAUUUGGCUUCACAGUAAAGUUUUAUCCUCCAGAUCCCGCACAGCUGACGGAAGAUAUUACAAGGUAUUACCUGUGCCUACAGCUACGCGCCGACAUCAUCAGCGGCCGUCUCCCCUGCUCCUUUGUCACCCAUGCACUGCUCGGGUCGUACACUGUACAGGCUGAGCUCGGGGACUUUGACAGCGAGGAACAUCAUGGGAACUACGUGAGCGAAUUACGCUUUUCCCCGAACCAAACGCGAGAGCUGGAAGAGAGGGUGAUGGAGCUGCACAAAACCUACAGGGGAAUGACGCCAGCUGAAGCAGAGAUACAUUUUCUAGAAAAUGCCAAGAAGUUGUCAAUGUAUGGAGUGGAUCUACACCACGCCAAGGACUCUGAAGGCAUUGAUAUAAUGCUGGGCGUCUGUGCCAACGGACUACUGAUCUACAGAGACCGACUGAGGAUAAACCGCUUUGCCUGGCCAAAGAUCCUAAAAAUUUCCUACAAAAGGAGCAAUUUCUACAUCAAGAUUCGGCCGGGGGAGUACGAGCAGUUCGAGAGCACUAUUGGGUUUAAAUUACCCAAUCACCGAGCUGCGAAACGACUGUGGAAGGUCUGCAUAGAACAUCAUACCUUCUUCAGGCUUGUGUCCCCAGAGCCGGCCCCGAAGGGCUUUUUGGUGAUGGGCUCCAAAUUCCGUUACAGUGGGCGCACACAGGCACAAACUCAGCAAGCAAGUGCCCUGAUAGAUCGGCCGGCUCCCAACUUCAAACGCUCCUCGAGCAAACGGUACUCUCUGUCCCAGAGCGCCGAAGGAGGAUUUUCACAACAAGCCACUUUUAAUGAGAAUCACGAAUCCUCGCCUGAGAAAAGCAAUGAGAUUUCUCAGGGAGAGAAGGAAGGAGAAGAAGAAGAGGUGACCACACCGACCAAAAUCAAGGAGCUGAAGUCGGAGCAAGAGGGCACUCCCCGGCACAAGGAGUUCCUGGACAAGUCAGAAGAUGUUCUGUUGAAACAUCAGGCCAGUAUUAAUGAGCUGAAGAGAACUCUGAAACAGCCGAACAGCAAGCUGGUCCACAGGGAACGUGGAAGGGAGAAGCGGCUCCCCUCUUCGCCUACCUCCUCGUCCCCCAAACCAGAGGAUACAGAAGACGCAGCAAGAGGAGAAGAACACGAGACCGAUGCAACCAAUGCCCAGGAUUCAGAAGUUUUCACUCAGAAAAGUUUGGCUUCUUCUCCUGAGGAUAUGGAGCAUUGGGUUUUUAUAGAAAGGCCAUCAGAAAAGGCAAAGACUUCUUUUGGAGGAGUGGAAAAGAAUGUAAAUGCUCAGCGUUCUGGACCAGAUUUGUCUCCUGAAGGUGAAGAGCUCUCCCAAAAUCAACUUCACCCCAGGGAGAAAGAAGAACAGAAGAAGUGUGAGACACAUGAAGAGAGGGGGGCAGACAGACCUUUACAAGGCGCAAAAGGAGUGGAGAGAAGAAUCAGGCUAACACAGAGAGAGGAACGUCUAGUGAUGGUGACCAGCGAACUGGAUGAUGUUGAGCACAAGGCACGGACAGCUCCUGAUGGGGCACCUGCUGAGGACAGCAGGGAUUGGACAGUCAGGGUGGAGAAGACUGAGCAUGGCUUUGGCUGGAUGCAGGGAGAAACAUCAGAGACAAGAGGGGAGAAGGCAAUAGAUGGUGAAGAGAGGACUUCCUCAAAAACAGCUAGUGGGGGAGUUUUGGUAUUGGGAGCAUCAAACAGAAGUCGAGGUCGGGGCAUCAUGGACUAUGGAGAAAGUAGACGUGUCAUUGUGUGUGAAGACGAAACAGAUGACAGCGCUGACGACACUGAGAAAGAGUAUCCUGUUGGAAUGCACUGGAAUGAGUUAGAGAGGCCGCUGGUGUGGCAUGAAAGUUCUGGCUACCAGCAUAAGCAUGUAAAAGAGGAUGACAAAGAUAGCAGUGCAAAGCCUCACAAACAAGAUGAGCAGAUUAGUGUUCCAGAAUUUAACAGUAGGCUAGAAGAGAACAAAAAUACCCCAGAAGAGGCAGGGUUGCCUCCAAAGAGAGGGAAAGAGGCUGUCCAGGAAUAUGUCACCACCAAUAUGUUAAUGUUGGAUUCACAAUUAGAAGAUACAUCAGAAGAUAACCUUGUGAGAAAUGCGGAAAGAAGGGAAGCGUUGGAAGCUUCUUCAGUAAUGAAUGAACCUCUGUCUUCUGGUGUACAUGUAACCGUAGAGAGAAAUAUAGAGGAUCCUCCAUUUGAAGAUUGGGGUCCACCAGUGUUGCACUUUAUGUUACCCACCAUUAUACCACUGCCAGUGUCACUGCCCAGGGACAGAGGUCACCAAGAAGAGGCUUCAGACAGAAAUCCAACAGAGAGACUUCUCCUCCAACCAAACCCUAGAGCUCCAGCAGCCCCCUCCCCAGGAGAAGAUGCUAGCCCUGUUGACUCCACAGACACACCUGGGGACAUCUCUUCUCCGGAUUCUGGAUGCGAAAUCACACUGACUGAUGCGGCGUGUCAGCCUCUUGAACCGACAUCCUGGGAGGAAAGGGACAUCCCAUCCGCCCUGCCAGAGGUCUCUCAGCCGGACCAGGGUUUUAGGAAAUCCGGGACAGUCUUUUAUCAGAGAGUGAGCAGCCGAGAAGGAGAUGAAGCACGAGGAGGUGGAGAAGAAGAACACAGCACUGGGCUUCUAAAGGAGAACCAGCUGAGUAUCGAGAGGAAGUGUAGCAGCAUAACGGUCAGCUCUACGUCCAGCCUGGAAGCCGAGGUGGACUUCACAGUCAUCGGGGAUUACCACUCCAAUGUAGGGUUUGAGGACUUCACCCGCAGCCUGCCAGAGUUACACAGAGACCAAGGUGAUGGGGCAGGAAGUACCCCAGAAAAUAAUCCCAAAACAGCUCCUCAAGAUGAGCACAGAGAAGAUAAGGUCGAGCAAGCUGAGACUGCGCAAAGAGAGGUCACAAGUUCUGUGACCAGCGUAAGCCAGGCAGAGGCAGCGGGCGCUGUACACACACAAGUUACGACAGUUCAAACCACACAGGUGGAUGAAAAAGAUGCCGUUGUCAGCACUGAGAUCAUAAAGACAGAGACUGUAGCCCCCGCACAGGCUGAAGACACAAGAACAAACAAAGCAGGUGAAGAACAAGUGCAGGCAGUAACAACUGGAGAGGGUGUACCGGGGCCGCAAGCAGAAGCCACACAGGCUCAUACUGUCCACGGGACAAGUGUCACCCACGCUGCCACAGCAGAGACACUAUCGUCAUCCACAACAACUCAUGUCACCAAGACUGUGAAAGGAGGAUUCUCUGAGACACGGAUAGAGAAACGGAUAAUUAUCACUGGAGACGAAGAUGUGGACCAAGAGCAGGCUUUGGCUAUGGCCAUUAAGGAGGCAAAGCUACAGCAUCCAGACAUGUUGGUCACCAAGGCCGUGGUAUAUUGUGAGACAGAACCCUCCCCUGAGGAGUCGGGAGAGAGCGCUCAGAAAUCUUGACCUCAGAUUUUGGAUGUGAAAUCUCCCCUCUGCCUCCUUCUUUGUUCCUCACCCAAGAAAUAAAGACAUCCCUUCCCUUCCCUGAUCCCAAACCACGCCAGCUGCAACAACCUUCACACCAGGCACGAGGGUAUCCGAAACCGCGCCGACAGCACCCUCUAACAGAAGGAGACCUACUACCCUCACAGGAGCAGAAAACUGCCCCCCCUGGGGGCAACGAGACGCCUUCUUUGCUCCUACUCCCCCCAUGCACCAUACUCUAACGAGAAGCAUGCGUGGCAAUGCGUGACUGCAUGCGGCAUCUACAGGGUUAAUUUUGUCUGCGCUGUUAGGGAAUUUUUGCUCUAAAUUACUAAAGAGUUCUCUGAUCAAAUCCCUCAGUGCUCUUCAAGGCACCCCAGCCGCGAAAGGGGGUUGUAUCGUCCAUCACAGGAUCAUUCCUCAUGUAGGUAGAACGUCAUUGCUGUCCGAAACCUUUCCAUGUAAUCUGCAGUCGGGACGUCAUUCUAUACUAGAUAGUAGCCGAGAACUGUCUGAAGCAGACAACCCGCUGUCUGGACAUUAGCCUAUAUUAGAUGGUAGCCUAGAGCUCUGUGCAUCUGUCCGGAUCCUCUGCAGCGAAGAGGUCGCCCCUACAUUAGCUAUCAACGGCAUUGGGAAUUCCUGUGCUGCAGACUUAGCAAUAUAAUUCCUCAGUUACCGCAAGAUGAACAAUCUGCUUGCGUUCUGGAAUAUAGACUGUGGACUUUUUCAUCUACAGGUUGUAUAAGUUGUUUAGAGGCUGACAUUACCACUGCAUUAUUCUGUUUGUCGUCUGUUAUGGAGCCUGAAGAUGCCCCUGCUAGUUGGGGAGCGGCUGAGCCGUGUGUGCGUGUGAAAAGGGUUAAUGCCGCACAGGGGGAGUCCUCACCCACUGCAAUGCUGUGCUCUCCCCCCGUUACCCCUCCACCCUGUGCUCCGGUGAUCAAUGCUCUAUAGCCAAUAAAAACAGUCAGUGUGAUAA